Molecule: messenger RNA, 2448 nt
Organism: Suillus bovinus
Lineage: Eukaryota; Fungi; Basidiomycota; Agaricomycetes; Boletales; Suillaceae
Exons: 28
Coding region: 1-2448 (815 amino acids)
Source: RefSeq, a predicted model, not a curated record
AUGGACACCCAAAUGGAUGUUGCCACUCUGAUUUAUCUGUACCUUCCUCAAGUCUGUCGAGCUCUUCGAGUCAUCCAACUUCCUCACCCCUUCAUUGGCUUUGACGAAUCAGAAAGCUAUGUUCUGAUGAGGUAUAUGGUGCACCACUACCAUACAAUCUCUCCGAUUUAUUGCCCAGUGUAUGCCUUGGGGAUGCGGGUUGACAUUCUAGGCAUUGUUGGUGUACUUGCUAUCCCCCUCAUGAAAAACACAGCAUUUUGGACUGUGUACAAAAAGUGGUUUGGCGACAGUGAUUUUCUUCAGACAAUCAAGACUCAGUUUUGUCGACCAAAUGUGAUAGGGACCACCAGCCUCGUGUGGUUUUUUACUUCUGUACUCUUGCCUCCAUCAGUCUGGUCUAUUAACAAUGAUGAUGAUAUUGAUUACAAUGAGCCUAUUACUAUGGCAUCUGUUGGUUACUACACGGAAGACCCACUCAUCUUACCACCAGGAGCCCAUGACAUUCCGUUUGAAAACUUCACACCCACCAGCCAGACUGUAGCAUACCAAGCUCUAGUGUGGAAAGCUACUGGCUCGGGUGAGGAAAUCCAUUUGAUCCUUCUGAGCAAGAAGAUCGAAAAUUGCUCACCAACUGCUUGUUGGAGGCAAUUUCCCUUAACCACACAACACUACAAGAUAUGGUUGACACACCAUACCAAGUCCAGACAGUUGUCCCUGGAAUGGGACACCAUUCAUGUAACUGUAUAUUUUUUCCAUCCCUCACCAUCGCUUGCUCCUAAGGGAUGUGAGCAGUUCUCCAGUUACGUCAAGAACAGACUUUCUGAGUUUCGCAAGAUCGUCCAAGGUUGCAUUUUGUUGGACACAGGAUUCUCAGGUAGCACGGACAAAGAGUGGGAUAUGAGAGUUGAGCAAGCUAUUCUUCAAAUCAUUAAGGAGCAGAUGUUCAAGGAGCUGUUAUGGGUGUCGAUGCUACAAACCUUGAACAGUUUGGCUAAUGGCAACCACGAAGGCAGAAUCACAGACUUAUUUCCCAAAGAGUUUCGGAAGGAGAACAUCCUCACUAAAUGUCUCAUUGGAACUCUUUUAACAGUCAUAAGUGUCCACUUGUUUUCGAAUGUGUUACCUAUGGACCCGAAGGCCUUGUCCCCUAGAACAUCCACGAACAACAAGCGAAUCAGAACUUUGAAGGAUGUUAAGCCCAUCAUACAGGUGGAUAAAGGUCUCCCUGGUCUUCCCUAUGCGAGCUUCACAUCCUUUCAUUCGGAAAGAGUCGGAAAUAUGUAUUAUAUGAGACAUGGCUAUUCAGCAUCACAUGCUAUCGAAAUUCAUAGGUCCUCUAUGGGACAGCUGCCAGUCAAAGGCAGAAAGGUGUUGAUGCAGGUGGACUUCUGGUUGGAUUUGCGACCCAACCAUUUGGCCGUCACUAUGCCAGCAACACAACAAUGUCUGACGAUGAUCAAGGCCAAACUCGUCGACGUCAGAAACAAGGCCACAAACGCAGUGAAAUCUGCACUUCGGUGCUACCACAUUGACAUGUUGAGCCUUGACCACGAAGCUUGGAAUCCCCAGAUAAAAACUGCAGCAAUAGACUCACAGGAGCUGCUCACGUGCAGUGUACCUAUCUGGCCAAUGCAGCUCCAGCGGUACACCGAAAUAGCACUACUGUGCGAAAUGUGUCAAGAUUGGACCGAGAUAGUCCAUCCAUCAGGAGCUGUAUAUAGUCAUAAUCCAAGACGGCUCAUGAGGCUCGAAGCUUGGAUCAACGCAUCAAGAAAAAAGCUAGACAAUGAAGAGUGGCUCCUAGUUGUCGAGCCGAUGUUAGUGAGAGUGGUCCUGGAGAAGUGCAUCAUUACCUGGUUGGAACUGGUAGAUGGAUACCUUCUUUUUCAAGAAUGUAAGAUGGCAUGGCAUUGGAAUCACAAAAGACUUGAAUUAGAGGCCCGAUAUUGGCAACAUGUUGAGUAUUUUCCACGAGGAGUUGAAAUGCGCAUCGUGGAUUCAAUGGCGGCUUCGCUGUUCUGGACUCUGAACCAGAUGAAAGAAGUGGCCGCUGAGCUGGCCAUUACUGAAAGGAAUAAAGACCAGCAACAUAGUCAAUUUUUGACUGGUGCUGGAAUAAUUAUGUUUUGGAUCCCAAUGGUGGUCCUCAAAUGCCUCAAGGACAUUUACAUUGAUGGUAUCAUGAAUGGUGUUGACGUCAGGGAGUUUAUAGAUGAAUUCGCUGCCCAGGCUAAAUCUCAAGCUACAGUAGCAAGUGUCAUCAUGGCAGUGGACACCAGCAUCCUUGCCAUCCCAGAAUUAGAUGUACUACCUACAAGGGAAGAUGGCCAGUUUUGCAAUACUGGCGAGUGUACCAAGCUUUUUGCUUAUGACAAGUUUGGCAUUUUCAAUCCUCGGCCACAAGGAUUGGAUGCGGACUGGCCCUCAUUGUUGGGGCAGGACUUGUAA